Daphnia magna is the source of this 1285-nucleotide messenger RNA. RefSeq names its product protein boule-like. Gene Ontology annotation, molecular function: RNA binding. The record is from RefSeq and is a predicted model, not a curated record. Lineage: Eukaryota; Metazoa; Arthropoda; Branchiopoda; Diplostraca; Daphniidae.
GUGCAUUGCGAUAUGACCUCGCCACUGGUCUUUUUUCAGCAGUUGCUUUUGAAACUUCGAAGGUGUUGCAACGACUGGCACGCGACUAGUUAAACCUAUUCCGCACGCGCUAUACUUACACCAGUGACUGAACCCAUCAUCCAUCCGGUCAUCUUGAAUUAUGUCAGAAAAGGUUGCAAGUCACAGUGGAGUCACCCGACAAACUGACGUUUCAUCCAGUUCACCACCUUCAAAUGCGCCCGGACGACUGAUAUCAAAUCGAGUUUUUGUUGGCAAUAUCCCGCCAAAUCUUGUUGAACGUGAUCUUAUAAUGCUGUUUCAUCGGUUUGGUAAGAUUCGCGACGUCAAAAUCAUACCGGAACACACACGCAACAAGUCUUACGGCUUUGUUACUUUCUUCAGUGAAGCCGACGCCAGGCGAGCCAUUCAAGCGUCAGUGCAAAAUGAUUCUGUAAUGUGGGGAGAUCGUAAGCUCAACGUUGCUCCAGCAAUCAAACGGGUCAACAGUAAUAAUCACAGUUCACCGUCAUCUAGUUCAAACGGCUUUUAUCAGCCUUCUCGACUUGCCAAUAGUCCAUAUUAUGCCAAUUCAGUGCCAGUGCCUGCAGCAAACACGAUGUACACCAACACAGGAGUUGUGUCGCCUGCUGAUGUACAACCUCAGCUCGAUCACGGACAAGUCGAUUCCAGCAAUAAUGCGAUGUAUCAGUCAGCAAUGAUUUGCCGUUUGCCUCAUCAAUAUGCCAUGACGCAGUGCCAUCAGUAUUCGUCGUCUUCCACCGGCCAUUAUUUCGUCUCACCUGGAUUCCAGCCUUAUGUCCAGACUGGGAGUCCAAUUCCAGCUGGUCACCAAGCAGCGCACUAUGCUUCUUAUGCGAGCAUCACGGCUGUGCCGUUGACACCUCCGUGCUCUUCAGCUUCUCGAGAUAACAGCGUGGUUAUGGACGGCCAAUCAGACAUGUGCGCAGAUAGCAGUGCUGGCGAUGGCGGCAAUAGCAGUCAGGUAGAUCUGCCUUUGCGAGACGACAUGCACACCCAAUUUAGAAUCCCCUACGAUCAUGCACCAGUCUACUACCUCAAAGUCUUCGUCGCCCCAGCACCACUUCGUUAAACAGUAUUCUGCACCUUUCAAAAUCACCAGUGGCUGCCGCUUUUAAUUUAUUCUCAAGUAUUUACUUCAAUCUUUGUAACUUUUUUUUAUCUCCAUUGUAUGUCAUACCCUGUAGUGCCUUUUUUGUUUUUAACGUGUUGCACCAUUGUAAUGUGCAAGUUGACGAAAAGUUCG